This is a messenger RNA of Rhineura floridana, 4172 nucleotides long. It is a transcript of the gene ZC3H18, whose product is annotated as zinc finger CCCH-type containing 18. The coding region runs from base 359 to 3475 and encodes 1038 amino acids. The transcript has 21 exons. NCBI's taxonomy places the organism in Eukaryota, Metazoa, Chordata, Lepidosauria, Squamata, Rhineuridae. The record is from RefSeq and is a predicted model, not a curated record. Gene Ontology annotation, molecular function: metal ion binding.
UUCUCCAAAGCUUAGCGAUACGUUGCCCCGCCCCCUCUUCCUCCUCCUUCGCGCAUGCGCCUCUCCAAGCCCUUCUCUCUGUAGCCGUCCCGUCGCCGCCGCCGCCGGCGCGCCUGGAUGACGUCACGCCAUGGCCGCCUUGCUCCGCCGCCGCCAGUAGAGGCCCUGUCUCGCGCCCCGCCGCUUCCCGGAGUCGCUUUCCCUCCCCCCCCUCGGCCCCUUCUCGUCCGGCCAGUGGCUCUCCAUGUGCUCAGGUAAAGGGAGGGCCUUCCCAGCUGGCUACCAGUGAUGCUUUCAGUGGAGAUGCCAGCAACUGAACAUGGAUCCUUCUGCAAGCAAAACAGAGUAGCAGUCCCUGAUGGAUGUUUCCGAAAGCCCUGAGCAAAGCCCUCGCUCUCCCGAGGAGGAAGAGGAGGAAGAGGACGACGACCAGCAGCUCUCCGAUGACAAAAUCCUGAAAGACAGUGGCUCGGAACAGGAUGGGGAGGAAGGGCUGGGCACCAAUUUGGGGGAAGAUGCUGCCAGAUUACUGAGCCAGGAGGAGGAGGAGGAGGAAGAAGAAAACCACUCGGGUGAAGAGGACCGCUUGAGUGAAACCAAGUCUCAGGACUCUGAUGCCAAUCAGCAAAGCAGCAAGCUUAAGGGCUCUCUGUCUGUCAAGGAGGAGGAGGAGGAAGAUGGGGCAAAUGACCUUGGCGACGAAGCAUCUUCGGUCACUCGGGAACUGGACGAGCACGAACUGGACUAUGACGAGGAAGUUCCCGAGGAGCCGAGCACCAUUGCAGCCGAUGACGAGAUUGACAAGGCUGGGGAAGAGGAGGAGGAGGAGGAGGAGAUGGUAGACGAACCCCCCGGGGACGAGAAGAAAUCUGGCACGAAGAGUGAUGAGGAAAGGGGUGAGCAGGAGCCCCUGAAGGAGAAGAAGAAAGAGGAAGAUGGGGAAAUUGACGAUGGAGAGAUUGAUGAUGACGAUCUGGAGGAGGGAGAGGUAAAAGACCCCAAUGACAGGAAAGUGAGGCCUCGUCUCACCUGCCGGUUUUUCAUGAAAGGGCACUGCACUUGGGGUAUGAACUGCCGCUUUAUUCAUCCUGGUGUGAAUGACAAAGGAAACUACUCUUUGAUCUCCAAGCCAGAUCCUUUCUCUCCUAAUGGUGCACCACCUAUUGGCCCUGGGCCUCAUCCUCUGAUGCCAGCCAAUCCUUGGGGAGGCCCUGUAGUUGAUGAACUCUUGCCCCCACCACCUCCAGACCCUCCAGCAGAAAGUGCUUGGGAACGAGGACUCCGCCACGCCAAAGAGGUGUUGAAAAAGGCCACAAUGAAGAAGGAGCAGGAGCCUGAUUUUGAGGAGAAGCGGUUUACAGUGACCAUUGGGGAGGAUGAGCGCGAGUUUGACAAAGAGAAUGAAUUUUUCCGAGACUGGAACUAUCGUAUCACUCGAGAUGUUCAGGACUCAACUGAGGCGGACAUCAAAGAGAACAUUAACUUUGGAUCUGACCCUUAUACGGAUCCUUACUAUGAUUAUGACAUAGAACGCUUCUGGAGAGGUGGACAGUAUGAGAACUUUCGGGUACAAUACACCGACCCAGAUCCAUACCGGAACUACAGACUGAGCAAGGAAAGAGAAAGAGAGCGGGAGCGGGAGACCAGACAGCGGGAGCGGGAGCGCGAACGGGAGAGAGAGCGGGAACGGGAGCGACGGCAGAGGGAGCGGGAGCGUGAAAGGGAGAGGGAGCGCGACAAGGAGCGCCAGAGAAGAAAAGAGGAGUGGGAGAGAGAGAGGGAGCGCAUCAAGCGAGACGAGAAGGACCGGCAGCAUCGGGACCGAGAGAGGGAGAAGGAGAAAGAGAAGCCAAAACCACGAUCGCCACAGCCAGCAAGCCAUCAAAUGGGAACCCAUGAACUGACGCUGGCAAGAGCAGCCGCCGAAGUACCAAGGAGCGUGUCUAAGUCAGUCAGUGGGAAAGCUGCCAACCUAUUAAGCCGUCAACCUGAGCCACCAAAGAAGGAGAAAGAGGCCACUACGACCACCCCUUCUCAGUCCAAGAGAGCAGAUGAGUGGAAGGACCCUUGGCGCCGAUCAAAGUCCCCCCAAAAGAAGCAUGGGAUGUCCGCUUCGCCCAGCCGUGCUCGCAGGCGCCGGAAAACCUCUGCCUCUUCAGCCUCUGGCUCUGGUUCUUCGAGGUCGUCUUCUCGUUCCUCCUCCUAUUCUGGAUCCGGUUCUUCGCGGUCACGGUCCAGCUCUUCCUCAUACAGCUCCUACUCUAGUCGCUCUUCCAGGCACAGCUCUUUCUCAGGCAGUCGAUCCAGGUCACGGUCCUUCUCCUCUUCCCCGUCUCCUUCCCCAACUCCAUCUCCGCACAAGCCUCCCUCCAAAGCUAAAGGGGAACCUGCAGCACCUGCUGGAAAGGGCGACAAGCCUGUGAAGAAAUUACCUGCCCCUCCAGCCCCUCUGCCGGUCGUUAAAGCUGCGCCAGCCGCCCCGGAGCCACCCAAGCCAGGGGACGCCCGAGAAGCGAGGCGGAAGGAGCGCCAAGCAAGGACGCCACCCCGGAGGCGGGCUGUCAGUUGCAGUGCGAGUGGCAGCGGCAGCAGCUAUAGCGGUUCCAGCUCCCGUUCGAGAUCCUUGUCUCGAUCCCUCUCGCGGUCUCAUUCCCGGUCCUCUUCAGCCUCUGUUUCCCCAUCACCGUCUGGGUCCAGGAAAUCCAGGUCCUUGAGUGUGAGCAGUGUCUCAUCUGUCUCUAGUGCCUCCUCCAGUAGCAGCUCUGUGCGGAGCGCUGACUCAGAAGACAUGUACGCAGAUCUGGCCAGUCCAAUUUCUUCGGCCAGCUCCAGAUCCCCAACCCCAGCACAGCAGAAGAAGGAGAGAGGAAAGCCCAAAAAAGAAGGCGGCAGCGGCAACGUCAAGGAGGAGAAACGGAAGCGGGAAGCCCCAGCCCAGCCCCAGAAGACGGCCAAGGCCGUGCAAGGGAGCAAAGCUCAGCAGCCACCCCCACCCCAGCCAGCCCCACCUCCCCAGCCCCAGCCAGCCGGCUUCAGUGCCCACAAAGAAAUCAAGAUCACACUGUUAAACAAGGCAGCUGACAAAGGAAGCGGCAGGAAGAGGUAUGAGCCGUCUGACAAAGACCGGCAGGCUUCUCCUCCAGCCAAGCGGAUUAACCUGUCUCCAGACAGAGGUACUCGAGAUAGGAAACCUACAGGAAGGCUCUCAUCACCCAAACAGGACCGUCAGCGGGGCCCCAACCCAAAGCCCUCAGCCACUCAGGCAGACAAGAAGCGUCCACUCUCACCCCAGUCCAAGGGCUCCAGCAAAGUUACAAGCAUCCCAGGCAAAGCAGCUGAGCCGGCCCCUGCAGCUGCUACCACGAAGUCGGGCAAGUCCAGCACGUUGUCACGGCGGGAAGAGCUCCUGAAACAGCUGAAGGCCGUGGAAGAUGCCAUCGCCCGCAAACGGGCCAAAAUCCCUGGGAAAGUAUAGUUGGCCUUGGUCCACCCUGGAUUAGAGACUACUCUGUGUUUUUAUAAAUAGCAUACAAGCAGCCACUUCGGAUUUUGCAGUUCUGUUUUAUUUUGGCUGUGAUCCUUUUUUAAAAAAAAUUGAGAAGUUUUGUCAGCUGAAAACCCACCCACCCCCCUCCAGGGUCUAAAAUGGCUCCCUCUGGUUACCUCCCCAGCCCACGCGUUGCCGGCACCGUGGUGGAGGCGGCCUCGUUGAUGUUUUCCGUGUCCAUCGUGCACAGAGGACUCUUAACUGCAGCCCUGUCAGAUGCCUUUUCCUCUGCCCUACCCUCCUCUCCUCUCCGCUAGCUAUGAGUUGUAUUUCCCUAGUUAGCCCUGCUGUGUGUUGAGUGUCUUCAGCAAUGCAGUUCUACAUACUGUACCAGGAGAGAGGCGGCCAAAACCCUCUCUGUCAUCUGCCAGAAAUGUCCCCCUCUGUUGUCUGUCCUCUGCCCAACCUCUCCACCUCAUCCCCACAGGGACUAAACCAACUGCAUAGAUAUCCUUGAUGGAAGUCUGGUCGGAAGAUCCCACAUGUCUUUUAUUUUAAGCAAGAGAUUGUUUUAGUUGAUUUAAAAAAAAGAGGAAAAGCAGAGGUAUCGUCAGGAUGUGUGUCUAAUAAAGAGGGGACUUUUUUUUUGAGGGGUUAUGCUGAAAAUAAAGUAUUUUGAUAAACA